Messenger RNA from Oncorhynchus mykiss (rainbow trout), 3720 nucleotides. RefSeq names its product transmembrane protein 229A. The record is from RefSeq and is a predicted model, not a curated record. Lineage: Eukaryota; Metazoa; Chordata; Actinopteri; Salmoniformes; Salmonidae.
UGUUGUUCACAAGCUUAUCUGCCCUCUCGUUGACUAGAAUUGUCCCAUCUGAUCUCGCCUCCUCCCACCUGCCUUCCACCUUUGAGGACAUGUAUUUCAAUUGUUAAAGCGGUCACUCGACUAUCUUAUCAAUAUAAUAGAACAUCUUUGCUGUGGCACAGGCGCUGUCAGGUGCAAAGCCGCUAACGACACCGCGGCAGCUCGGUUAAAGUACAGAAUGUGCCAGGAACAAAGAACAAGAGCUGCUCUCUGAUUCUCUCCGAGGAGAGAGAGAGAUCAGCCAUGGCCAGCUGUCGGAGAGAGAGCCCACGGAGCCGGGCAGGACAGGCAAGUGGCAGUCUGAGAGCAGCGAGGAAGCCCGGGCAGAGAGAUCCUUCCAGCGAGUUAGGGGACGCGGGCGAAUCAAUGACAGAGCUACCACAAUGGUUGCGGUUUUAUUUCUAUGGGAUGCACGGUAUCACUUUGGAUAUCCUCCUGUCGUCGGCACAGGGGCUUUUGGCUGACAGCGACCCCAAACUGUUCGGCUUUUCCUCCCCGUACCUCUGCAUCAUGCACUCGGUGACCCAUUUUUUGCUGGAAAAAAUAUAUUCGCAAAAGAAGUGCUUUCAAGGACGCACAGUCAUUUUUCACCUUGUUUUUUAUCCCUCUGUGUACAUUGGGUUGCAGAUCCUGAUUGGGAAUAUAAACACGCUGACCGAGCACGUUAGAAUAGUCUCUGCCACUCAUCUCGUCGUUCACUACCUACUGGCACUGUACUUCACCCAAGUUUUCCACAAGGGGCUUGAGCGGCUGCGCUACCACUGCCCCGGGAAACGGACCAUGUCUACACCGGAAAAGCGCACCCUGGAGCCGCUGCCUAAUAAUGGUCUGCCCGAUGUUGUGCGAUUCCUCUUCUUUGGAAUGCACGGCUUUUUGGACGAGAUCUUUUUUACCUCGAUAUUCAACCUUGUGGAGAAAUCGGACCGGACCAUGAGCGGCCACACGUCCCUGUGGUCCUUCCUGAUGUACGGGAGCUGCAGCUUCGUGGUAGAGAAACUCUACCUGCAUUUGCACUUCAGACGGGGCUGGAGCACCUGGAGGCGGCUCCCCAUCUAUAUCUGCUUCAUCUACACCUGGGAGUUCUGUUGGGGGCUGGCGCUGCGGCAGUACGGCGCAUGCUCAUGGGACUAUUCCCACUAUCCAUUCAACUUCAUGGGCCUGAUCACGCUCCUCUACCUGCCCGGAUGGGUCUGCAUCAGUCUCUACCAGGAUAUUCUGUCCAGCGUUCUGCUGCGCGUGGUGGUGUGUGCCAAAGACGAGGAGUGAAGGCACCCAGGGCAGGGCGCUGGCAUCAACGUCUGCCAUGUGUCCAGGGAAAAAAACUGUAUUAUAGGCCUAGGUCACAUUUGAUUUAGGAACUAUUGAUACCAAUACAAAGAAAGAAGAGGACAUUUAAGACCAUCAAUGUUGUACCCGGACUUAAAUCAUGUGUAUUUCCCUUGUGGAAAUGUGGAAUUGAUGUGGCUGUUUAGACAGCAUCUUUUAUCAGUGAUUCUAACAAAUAGCCUAUCAAUUUGUGACAGGUAGCCUAAAAGCACAGACAUGCCUUGCCUGGCAUGUGAUGACACACAGACAUGCCUUCUGCUGUGAUGACAACUGACAUUUCGAACUUUGAUGUAGAUGAAACAAUAAUAUUUAACAUUUUACACUUUACUUGCUUGCUCAUUUUAGAGCUGUGAAUUAUUUCCUAAACUAUAUUGACAAAGUCAGCCAUAUGCAUGGAGGCACCAUUUGACUAGAUUGGUCUCUUCAAUCCCAGAGCAUGCUUUGAACUCAUUUCUGCAUGGCUGCAUUCAUGAUCACUUAAUUGCUUAAAUCGUAUUACCUUAAAAACAAUGCAUGACAUUUGGAAAUAAAAUAGCUUCUAAAAAGUUCAAAAUGUAUGUAGCGUGAGAUGUAAUCGAACCGAAUAGAACAGGUGGUGGACCGAAUUCAUUUCACUGUGAAUCUUUUUCUGAACCAAACCUUAACCUUACUGUGUUGGAGUGCCUUUCUGAGCAAACCUACAGACAGCUGGACUAAAGACAAACUGAACUACACUGUGGGCCAGUUUCCCCCUAGGCCUGUCCGAACUCAAAAUGAAGCUCAAUGGGGAAUUGAUAGUGCUUUUUAGUCUACAACUAUAGGCUUAAUCUGGGUCAUGUAAACAGGCAAUGUGUGCCAAUCAGACAGACCCUGAUGAUCAGCUUUAUAUUUCUCCCUUCGUUACAUAGGGGCAUCCCAGCCCCAGGCUUGUUUACCUAACAUUUAUAAAGCAGUGGAGCACGAGUCAGAUUUUUAUGGUUUACACUAUAGGUUGAUCUGGAAUGGGCAAUAUCGGGAGUCAGCAGACCUGGGUUCAAAUACUACUUGAAAUCUUUCAGGCACUUUCACUGUUUGUUUUAACCUGCCCGGAGUGCGAGAUGGACGGGGUUUGGGGUUUGAAUUUUUGCAGCUAUUCUAUUGGUUCCACGCCAGGAAAGCUCAAUCAAGCCUAGAUAAAGUAUUUGAAAUGAUUUCAGAAUAGUAUUUGAAUCCAGGUCUGGGAUCAACCUCCAUGCAUAGAGCUCUUUGGCAUAUAUCUUUCUGCCUGUUUUAUUUCCUCGUUUGCCAAUGUACCAAACGGUCAAGUCUCAUGUUCUCUCUGAGGGGCCAAACACAUACAGUAUGUGUGGAUACCUGGCACUGUGACUUCAUUAGCAACCUGUUCCAACCUUAUACUCUUUGGAAAGUACGUUUUGAAACCUAUCGUUUUUGCUAUUUUUACUGAUUGUCAUGAUUCUCUAGCAUGUUUUUAAUGCAUUUUACUGCCUGCCUUCAUCAGUCUUGGGGAUCCCGUGAAACGAAGGUUGGAGGUAACUGAAAGCUGGUAAUAUUGAUGAGUAAUACUAGUGCAGGGAGAAAUAUCUUAUAACAUAAUGUCAUUAAAAUAUUACAACUUUUACACAUGUUGAUUUGUGUCAGAUUGUUAUGAAUAUGGACUGAAUGUUUCAUGCCGUGGGAGUUUCCCUGUCCUGCGCGAACAAACAAUACCUUCCAGUCGUCUGGAGACUCACACUGGACGGACUGAAAUGACACAAUUAUUUUCCUUUUGGUUUGUCGUUUCAAAAUGGUGGGCUUUUGUUGUGAGCGAUGCAAAAGAAGGAUACACAUGGUGAAUAGGACCAGGAGUUUCUUUCCUGGUUAUGUGGUCGGGGAGGAUCUCCUGUCCCUGGUGAAGUUGUUAUCUUAACUAUAUGACAAGGUUUCUUUUCAAAUGUGAGGUUUGGAAAUCGUUGAUCAACUGUAUUUAAUAAUACACUACAAUCAUGUACUACAUGGCUCACAAUGAGGAAGUAAAACCAUGUUUAUUUUAGGUUAUAAAUGAAGGGAGCCCGAAAGUAUUCUUGCUAUAGUAUGCCCAUGGUGGAAUUGAAUUGAAUCAAUCACUGGAUGGAAAUAGUGUUGCCUGUAUACUGUACAUUACUUCAAUCUCAAAGAAUUCCAUGUUGAACCGACAAGGUUGGCCCAGUUCAUGUUCAUGUUGUCUUGAUUGACGUUGUGCUCUCACUAAAUUGUUUGUAUUUACAGGUUGUCUGUGUUUCUCUCAGAUCAGCUUCCUUGGAAAGCUGCACAAUGUCAUAAAAAACUAAAUGCCUGACCUUUACAGGAAACCGCACCUCAAAUAUAUAAAGUCAACACUGCUCUGUGAGUGGAUCAAGA